AGCCUUCUGAUCAAACAGCUGAGGACUGGUCGGCCUUUUCAGUUCGCGGGCCCAGCAAGGUAACUUUUAAAACGAAAUCUUUUGCGUGCACGAGAGCGGGCUAAAAAAAAAACUCGACCGGCUUGUGAAGCGCUGGGAGUUUGUCAUGAAUGAAUGCAGCCUCCCGCCAUUCCUGGGAGCGGCCUGCCGAUGGCGCCAGAGAGAAAAGCGCCAAUCUCAAAAGCCAGCCCUCCGCCGCUCAUUGAGAAGAAAGUCCAGGAGCCGCGCUGUUUCGCUCGCUUCAUUGGGCUGAGCCCUAGCACCGCGCCGGGUCGCCCGCUCCGCUCCUUGCGGCUGAGGCGAUGGAAGGCGGUUCGGGCCACGGCGUUUCCGAGAAAGUUUUGCUCUCAGGCGUCUUUCGCCUCGUCCCUUCUCUGAAGGUGAACUAUGCCCUGAGCCUCACAAGCGGCGCGAAGCUGCUGAUGCGCCGGCUGGACUCGGCUGCCCUGAGCAGCAACGCGGCCAGCGCGCUGAGCCUCUCCACUUGCGUGGGCUGCUACGCUUUCCAGAGCAAGAGCGCCUCGCAGCCGGCGGCCGCCUACUUCUCCGUCGUUUGCUACCCUUUCAAGAAGGGCUGGUGGUACCGCGGGGAAUCUCGGCAGAAGGUAGCGAAGACCUUUUGCGUCCUGACGUCGCAGGAUGCCGAAGAGAACCGGCGCGUUGCCGAGACCUGGGUGAGGACGAUCCGAGAGCUCUCGGCCCCCAGUCUGGAAGGAGGAAUAUACGGGUUACUUCCUCAGAAGUGCCAGGUGAUAGUGCUGCUGAACCCACGGAGUGGAGCAGGACAGGCCCUGAAUCUAUUCACAUCACAAGUUCAGCCAAUGUUGACAGAAGCCAGCAUAGGAUUCCAUAAGUUUGUCACUGAAAAACACAAUCAUGCUUGGGAUUUGGCAAGGAAUGAGGACAUGUCCAAAUGGGAUGCUGUGGUCAUUAUGGCUGGAGAUGGCUUGCUUCAUGAGGUGAUCAAUGGCCUGAUGGAGCGUCCUGACUGGAAGACUGCGAUCCAGAAGCCUCUCUGCAUUCUCCCAGGAGGAUCUGGGAAUGCUUUAGCUUCUUCACUUAAUCACUAUGCUAGGAAUGCUCCGGGGUCAAAAUGCGAUCACCUUCAGAGGGAGGAAAGCAAAAGUCAUUUGGCAAAGGAGGAACUGUUGAUGAAUUGCACUUACUUCUUAUGUAAAGGCCUGCAUUCUCCCAUGGACCUCGUCUCCCUCCGCACGGCCUCAGAGGUGAAUACCUGCCCCUCACCUCAGCAUCCUCACCAGGUCUCCACUGCUAACGGGAAGUCUCCUGUCAACAUCCUCCCUCAGCCUGCAUCGUCCCUCCUGAAGGAGGAUUCUGUGCUGGAAGAUUCCUUGCUGGUACCCUUUGAGCAGCCAGUUCCCAAGCACUGGACUGUCAUCCCUGAGGAGGAAUUCGUUUCCAUAGUUUGCAUUCAGCAAUCCCACCUGGGAACAGACUUUUUGUUUGCUCCCACAGCCAAACUGUUUGAUGAUGCCAUCCAUCUCUUCUAUAUAACUGCUGGCAUUUCCCGGAUGGGAAUGCUCAAAUUAUUCAUGGCCUUGGAGAAAGGGAGUCCAUUGCCUCUUAACAACCCUCAUGUCCACUACUUGCCUGUGAAAGCCUUUCGGCUGGAGCCCCUAGAGCCCAAGGGGUUUAUGACAAUAGAUGGUGAAGUGUUGACAUGUGAGCCAGUGCAAGGACAAAUACACAACCGGCUAGCCCGUAUUAUAAAUGGCUCCUGAGUGAGCAUCAGAAAGAAACCGUAGAAAAGGUUUUGUGAUACUGUGACACUGUGGAAAGUUGUGAAGAGAUCUCCAAAUGCUGCAUUCAAAACACCAUCACCAUUAUUGACAGGGAUAAUUCUCAGGGACAGCUUAUCUUUUACUGCAACUUUUAAUUGUGAUGCAAAUAGUGGAGGAGCUUGUCUUGCCCAUGACUUCUCCCUAAGCUGCUGUGGAGUGAUAGAGGCAAGUUUAGAGUCUCCUUACUCUGCAUUACUCUAAGAGAAGGAAAGUAUGCCUUCAGAUUAAACCAAAGCCACUUCCCACACCCUUCUGUCUGGAUGAAGAUGUCUUAAUCCUUUGCCGCUCGGAGGACCAAUUUUAUUAUUUUGUAAGGAAUAUAAAAAACAUACAUACAUGCCUUGCAUGUAGUUGAUUAUAAUUCUAUGGAGAAAUGAAAUAAAGGCCUAUUUUGAAAGAAGAAGAAAAACCCUAAUGUCUGUCAUCUUCAUGCUGUGAUUUUGGAUUGCUCUUAUCAAAAGGCAAAGCACUUAAUUUAACAUUUCACCACCUUUAUCAUUCAAAUGCAGGUAGGUAAUUGAAACACAGUCAACCAACUUUCUCCAGGACACAACAGUUUUUCAAUUGGAUGCACAUUCAAUUAACAACUUGGUUAUUUCCACAAAAGUCCGAAGUGGCACCUUUAUGAAUUCACCUUCCUUGCAUAUAUUCCAGGUUAACAUUUGUAGUAACACAUUCCAUCUGACAAACUAUAGUUAAAUUAUUAGUAGAUUAAAGGUGGCUGUAAAAAAAA
This is a messenger RNA of Crotalus tigris (Tiger rattlesnake), 2574 nucleotides long. RefSeq names its product sphingosine kinase 1 (gene SPHK1). Gene Ontology annotation, cellular component: cytoplasm; intracellular membrane-bounded organelle; membrane. Lineage: Eukaryota; Metazoa; Chordata; Lepidosauria; Squamata; Viperidae. The record is from RefSeq and is a predicted model, not a curated record. Bases 342 to 1781 code for a protein of 479 amino acids. Gene Ontology annotation, biological process: sphingosine biosynthetic process; cellular response to growth factor stimulus; negative regulation of apoptotic process. The transcript is spliced from 7 exons.